Molecule: messenger RNA, 2236 nt
Organism: Hemiscyllium ocellatum (epaulette shark)
Lineage: Eukaryota; Metazoa; Chordata; Chondrichthyes; Orectolobiformes; Hemiscylliidae
Gene: acsl5
Product: acyl-CoA synthetase long chain family member 5
Exons: 21
Coding region: 107-2140 (677 amino acids)
Biological process (GO): long-chain fatty acid metabolic process
Cellular component (GO): mitochondrion; membrane; endoplasmic reticulum
Molecular function (GO): arachidonate-CoA ligase activity
Source: RefSeq, a predicted model, not a curated record
UGUAAGUUGUUCUUCAGUCUGCUUGUUCUGCGAUCUUGGACUGCAAGAGCGAAGCUUCGGUCCUUUGCUGAAAAAUGUUUACAGCUUUGUUUCAGAAGUUAAAAACAUGAGCAUCCUGCUCCUGACUUGCUCUGUAUCUGUUCUGGUUCUGAUUGCAACUGUUUUUUACUGGGUGACAAACAAACCAAAACCCAUUAAAGUCACAUGUGACCUUUCCAAGCAAUCUGUGCAAACGAAGAACAAUGAAGGUGCCAGGCGAUGUGCACUGUUGAAGGAUGACAAUGUGAUAUCUUACUUUUAUGAUGAUGCCAAAACACUUUAUGAAGCUUUUCAAAGAGGUUUACAUGUAUCAGAUGAUGGACCUUGUCUAGGUUACAGGAAACCUAAUCAGCCCUAUCAGUGGCUUUCAUACAAACAGGUAUCUGACAGAGCAGAGUACCUUGGAUCUGGCCUUUUAUAUCGAGGAUGCAAACCAUCACCGGAUCAGUACAUUGGUGUAUUUGCUCAAAAUAGACCUGAGUGGAUCAUUUCUGAGCUGGCUUGCUAUACUUACUCUAUGGCUGUGGUACCUUUAUACGACACUUUAGGACCUGAAGCUAUUGUUUACAUCAUUAACAAAGCUGAAAUUUCCACUGUGAUAUGUGACAAACCAAACAAAGUUCAUACUUUGUUGGAAAAUUAUGAAAAAAACCUCACCCCACUUUUAAAAACUAUAAUUCUAAUGGAUCCAUUCGAUGAUGCUUUAAAAGAACGUGGAACAAAAUGUGGUAUUGAAGUUCUGUCAUUCAAAGAAGUUGAGGGUCUUGGAAGAGCAAACUUAAAAAAGCCAAUUCCACCAGAACCUGACGAUAUGUGCAUUGUAUGCUUUACAAGUGGAACAACAGGUAAUCCUAAAGGAGCUAUGCUGACUCAUGGGAAUGUUGUGGCCAACUCAGCAGCUUUCUUCAAAAUAAUUGAGAGCACGUUUAUACCCAGAACCGAUGAUAUUUCUAUCUCCUAUCUUCCCCUGGCACAUAUGUUUGAAAGAGUGGUGCAGACAGCUCUGUACUGUAGUGGUGCCAGAGUGGGAUUCUUCCAAGGUAAUAUUCAAUUGUUAGCAGAUGACAUGAAGAUGCUGCAGCCCACUGUCUUUCCAGUUGUGCCAAGACUGUUGAAUCGAAUCUAUGAUAAGGUACAAAGUGGAGCACAAACACCUUUCAAGAGAUGGUUGUUGAAUCUUGCUGUCCAUAGUAAAGAAGCUGAAAUAUCCAGAGGAAUUAUUAGAAAUGACAGUUUCUGGGAUAAACUUGUUUUCAACAAAGUUCAGGCUACAAUGGGAGGACGUGUCCGUGUGAUGGUAACAGGAGCUGCUCCCAUUUCCCCUUCUGUUCUGACGUUCCUUCGAGCAGCACUGGGCUGUCAAAUUUUUGAAGCAUAUGGACAAACUGAAUGCACUGCUGGAUGCACCAUCUCGAUGGUUGGAGAUUCUACUGCAGGCCAUGUUGGAGCACCGAUUCCCUGUAAUAUUGUAAAAUUGGUUGAUGUUGAAGAUAUGAAUUAUUUUGCUGCCAAUGGAGAAGGAGAGGUCUGUGUCAAGGGCUCAAAUGUGUUCAAAGGUUAUCUGAAAGAUCCGGAAAGAACAGCAGAAGCGAAAGAUUCUGAUGGAUGGCUCCAUACAGGGGACAUUGGAAAAUGGCUGCCUAAUGGAACACUGAAAAUAAUUGACAGGAAGAAGAAUAUAUUUAAAUUAGCUCAAGGAGAAUAUAUUGCACCAGAGAGAAUUGAGAAUAUAUAUAUUCGAAGCGCUCCUGUAGCCCAAGUUUUUGUGCAUGGAGACAGCUUGAAGUCUCAUUUAGUAGCCAUUGUGGUACCUGACCCAGAGGUACUUCCAGAAUUUGCCACAAGUAAAGGAUUCAAAGGCUCUUACCAACAACUUUGCAAGAAUUCAGAAGUAAAGAAGGUUAUUUUAGAAGACAUGGUUAAACUGGGAAAAGAAGCUGGACUAAAAUCAUUUGAACAGGUAAAAGAUCUUUAUCUACACACGGAGAUGUUCACUAUUGAAAAUGGACUCCUAACCCCAACACUGAAGGCCAAAAGAUCAGAACUUGCCAAGUACUUCAAAAGUGAGAUUGAUCAACUCUACAAAAACACGCAAGCAUAGUUGUCAAUACGCAGUAAGGAAUCUCUGGAUUGUGCUUCUUGUCUUGUUGCCUUUGAAUGGCAUAUUCAGCCUCAAACUGUACAAUCACAAACUCAA